AUGGGGGCGGAAAGAAGGGCCCGCGCUAGGUCAAUGGACCUGCGGGAGGCGAUGGAUGCCAUGAGCGCACCGCAGACCGAUGCGGAGCGACUUGCGUCUCGCGUCGUCGUUCUCCAGACCGUCAUCAGAUUCUUAACGGACCUUCAUUCGACCUCGGCUAGCUUCAAAGACUUUGCUCUGUCUUCCGACUAUCUUCGUCUCCUUCUCUGCAGCCUUUACCCGGCCAUUAGCACCAAGCCUACUUUGAGUCGAAUGUUGCUAGAGUAUCUCCAACGCGAGGAAAUUGCGAAGCUGAAAAGCGUGCGGCUCUGCAGUCAAGCUGUAACCAUCAUCCGAAGAUGCUUCUUAAAAGUAAUCUUGCUCAAGUUGUCCGCCAUCGACGAUCCCCAUACGACUGAUGCCGAAGCGGAUGAGCAUAUGCAUAAAAUCCUCAUCUGGCAGCCCGCCCUCCUUGGAUGUCUGACGGGCGACGAUGACCAAAUGAGGCUCAUUUGGUACCAGCUCUACGCCAAGCUGGUGGAUGAUAGGGAGUCAAUCCGCCUUAGUGCGGCUAGCAUCCUCCGCAUCAUGAUGGUCCAGAAACCGGAUGAAGCGUCGACCCUCCUGGGCCAGUUUAUGACUCCGGAGCAACAGUCCCUCACCAAAGAUUUCGAGAAGCUCACGGAGGUGGACAACGAAGCCUUUGUUGCAUGGGUCGAUCAGCAUCGCCCGUCGCUGGAUUCCCUGUUUUUCGGGGGCAUGUCCAAGAGCUGGGAGGACUGGGUCCGGGUCGAAAAUCAAAAAUGCAUGGAUUCGGUCAAGAUACGACUAGCUAAGCGCAAGGACCGCCUUAAAACAUGGCACGACGAGGGCGUGCGGAACGAGAGCACGAUAUUGAGACAUGAAAUGGGAAAUGGCUCGUGGAUGAAGAGCAUCUUCAACACGGAGCACAUCAAACACCAGCGCCUGAUGCAAGACCAGCAGGAUGAUAUAGCAUACACCGCUUCCACCUACGCAAAGAUGGAAAGAGACCUGACGAGGCCUGGAGGUGUCUUUAGCUAUGGAAACUCGAGUUCUAAAUGGCGCCUGGAUCCUACCGAAGGCCGGAACCGGAUGAGACUGAGGUUGUUGCCCGACUUUUCAGGGAAGCACGACGAGUACCAGCCCAAGAGGAAGGCAACUGAUCAGCUGUCAAGUUCUGCGCUCCGGCGCAACUCUGUUAAUUCCCAAGCGCUGCCGCAGCGAACCAAGGAUACGAGGCAGCCAACCCCGUCCACGCCGGCCCUACUACUACCAGUUCGGAAAGACGGGAGGGAUGGCCCUCAAGCUGCAACAGGUGCCGAUGUGAUGAGCGGCGACGAGUCGGACUCCGGGGUUGGCCCGGAGGAUGAUUUUGAGCUUGUCGAAGACCCCAACGACCCUGCGGACGGCGAAGACGGCUUCGAGGACCGGAACCGCAAGGUAAUGAGGAGACUCCAGCAAGGGGACAAGGUGCAGGCCGUCUACAAUAUUUCGCGCAUUGUCGGACUCGAGCCGUGCGAUGGGAUCCUCAUCCUGGGCAAGGAUGCUCUCUACAUCAUGGACAACGUGUUCCAAUGCGCUACGGGCGAGAUUGUGAACGCCUGGCAAGCACCUCCGGACGAGCGGGACCCGUUCUCACGAAUCAUCAUGGGCAACAGGGCCUCGGACUCGAAGCCGGUCAACUUCCGCACGGAGCAGGAGUCUCGUAGUUGGCGCUGGCAAGACGUCAUUAGCGUAUCUAAGCGCCGCUUCCUGUUCCGCGACGUAGCCAUCGAGAUGUUCUUCACGGACGGCCGCAGUUACCUAUUGACCACGAUCAACCCCGUCACAAGAGAUGAUCUCUUUGCGCGACUUUUCACAAAGGCGCCUCACAUGGGCAAGCCAAGCCUUCUCCCCAACCCGGAGGACGCGUGGCGGCUAGAAUCAUUGAGAGUCGUCGACGAAUCGCCCCAGGGGUUCGGCUCCAAGUUUGGCAACCUAUUCAACAGCUCGCCCUUGAACCCGAUCAUGAAGAAGUGGCAGAAAGGGGAGAUAUCCAACUUUCACUAUCUCAUGAUGGUCAACACAAUGGCUGGCCGGACUUUCAACGAUCUCACGCAAUAUCCCGUCUUCCCGUGGGUGAUUGCGGACUAUACGAGCGAGGAACUCGACUUGACAGAUCCGCUAAACUUUCGAGACCUAUCCAAGCCGAUGGGUGUGCAGACGGGGAGCCGAAUCCCGGGGUUCCACGAGAAUUACCGGACCCUCCUGGAGAUGGGCGACACGCCAUACCACUAUGGAACGCACUACAGCUCGGCCAUGAUUGUCGCAUCAUACCUCAUCCGGCUGCCGCCGUUUGUGCAGUCGUAUAUACUCCUACAAGGCGGUACCUUUGACCACGCCGACCGGCUAUUCCACUCCAUCCCAGGCGCAUGGAAAUCGGCUUCCUCGAACAACAAGACUGACGUGCGCGAACUGACGCCAGAGUUCUUUUGCCUGCCCGAGUUCCUCGAGAAUAUCAACGGGUAUAACUUUGGUGCGAAGGAGAGCUCGGGAGAGCAGGUGAAUGACGUGGUACUACCACCCUGGGCCAAAGGCGACCCCAAGCUGUUCAUCCAGAAGAACCGGGAGGCGCUCGAGUGCCCUUAUGUGAGCCAGAACCUGCACCACUGGAUCGACCUGAUUUUCGGAUAUAAGCAGCAAGGCGAGGCGGCGGUAGAGAACAUGAAUGUCUUCCACCCCUUGUCGUACCGCGGCACGACGGAUCUCGACACGAUUGAGGAUCCGCAGGAGAGGGCGAUUGUGGUGGAAACGAUCCACAACUUUGGGCAGACGCCGCAUCAGGUGUUUGCGAAACCGCACCCAGGGCGGGAGGUGCCGCGGGGGCUAGGGAAGAGGCUCGACUUUGCGGUAGGGGCAUUAACCAGGAGCCCUUACCCGCUGUUCGAAUGCCACGAGCGAGUGUCCUCACUCUUGUACGCGGCCAAAGCGGACCGGCUGUUGUGCACGGCGCCUUUCCGACUAAACUUUGCGCCGUACGACAAGUAUCUCGAGUGGGGCUAUGUGGACGGUAGCAUCAGGUUCUUCUUCACGGAGAACCGCAAGCCGGCAGGACUGUUCGAGAACAUACACAACGGGCAAAUCUCAGUCGCCAUGUUUGUCGAUUCGAGGACGCUUAUUCUCGCAGGCAACGAUUGCGUCAUCUCCGUCUUUACAAUCAUGACAUCGCCCGGAAAGCCGGUAGAGCUGCUCUCGAGGGCUCCGCUCCACGGGCACAAGACGCCAGUGACGACGCUGACGGCCUCCAAGUCGUUUAGUACGCUCGUGUCGGUCUCGGAGGGCCAAACCUUUCAUCAACGACGUGUCGGGGAGAUUAUGCUCUGCUCGGGCCCCAACGUGGUCCUGUACAACCUCAACGGGUCUUUGUUGCUGGACCAGCGGGUGUGCACGGAGCCCGACGACUACGUCCACUCUUGCGCCUUUUACGAAGGCGCGGGCAGCGAGUGGCUCGAAAAUUACCUCGUGUUUACGGGGCAUAAGCGAGGGCGGGUCAAUGUGUGGAGGAAGGCGAACCGGGAGGGCAAGUGGGUGCUGGAGCUGAUGCGAAGGCUGGAGCACGGAGAUGGCGCGGCGGGCGUGGGCCGCGGGGUGCCGGAGGGCGGAGUGCUCGUCAAGGGGCCCGAGACCAAGGAGGACGCUGCGAUUACGUGCAUAACGCCGAUGCCAACGUGCCUGUACACUGGCGACGAAGACGGCAAAGUGUACGAAUGGAACACCACGCAGCACCGGGACAGGUAG
Parascedosporium putredinis is the source of this 3777-nucleotide messenger RNA. Lineage: Eukaryota; Fungi; Ascomycota; Sordariomycetes; Microascales; Microascaceae. The record is from the annotation of a GenBank genome assembly.